Mycena indigotica is the source of this 2955-nucleotide messenger RNA. RefSeq names its product Myosin motor domain-containing protein. Bases 16 to 2955 code for a protein of 979 amino acids. The transcript is spliced from 9 exons. The record is from RefSeq and is a predicted model, not a curated record. Gene Ontology annotation, molecular function: ATP binding; microfilament motor activity; actin filament binding. Gene Ontology annotation, biological process: vesicle transport along actin filament; actin filament organization. Lineage: Eukaryota; Fungi; Basidiomycota; Agaricomycetes; Agaricales; Mycenaceae. Gene Ontology annotation, cellular component: myosin complex; vesicle; actin cytoskeleton.
GCUCACUUUCACUCCAUGACAACUGCAUAUUCCGUCGGCGCUCGCGUCUUUCUUGAAGACCCAGAACAUGGCUGGAUUCCCGCAGAAAUAUCGAGCUGCAAAGCGUCGGCCGAUGGCUUGACGCUCGUCGUCACUAACGAGGGUGGCCAACAAACAACAGUAACUGGAAACGCCUCGACCUUGCCUCCUUUGCGCAAUCCUCCCCUACUCGAAGCGGCAGACGAUUUGGCAACGCUUUCUAUUCUGAACGAGCCUUCCAUUCUUCAUGGGGUGCAGUCCCGGUACACGGAACGAAAAAUUUAUACCUUCAGCGGGUCGGUGCUUCUUGCGGUCAAUCCUUUCGAACCAGUCCCGUUGUAUACCCCAGAAAUUGUCAAGAGCUAUAUUGGGCGAAGAAGAGGAGAACUGGAGCCGCAUCUCUUUGCGAUUGCAGAAGAUGCGUUCGCAGCAAUGUCGUUGGAUGGGCAUGGGCAAACAAUCAUAGUGUCCGGAGAGAGUGGAGCAGGGAAGACCGAGUCUGCCAAACUCGUCAUGCGGUACAUUGCCGCACCAAAGACACCAACUCUGAAUCUUGACAAGAACUCAUUCAUAGAGGGAGCGAGUCUAGUGGAGCAACAGAUUCAAGCAACGAAUCCCAUUUUGGAGGCAUUUGGAAACGCCAAAACCACGCGCAACGAUAAUUCCUCCCGCUUUGGGAAGUAUAUCCAGCUUCUAUUUGAUACCAACCGACACAUUGUCGGCGCUCGUGUUCGCACCUACUUGUUAGAACGCUCUCGGUUGACAUAUCAGGCGCAAACGGAACGAAAUUACCACAUAUUUUACCAGAUAUGUGCUGGUUUGCGUUCCGAAACUCUUGAGGAGCUCGGUUUGGAAGCGGACUACAGUAAAUUCCACUACCUCAACCAAGGCGGGUUUUCGACAGUGGACGAAAGCGAUCGUGACAAGUUUCAUGCAAUGCAGACCGCCCUCCGGAUUAUUGGGAUAGAUGAAGACCGACAGCAAUCGAUAUUCCAACUCUUGGCAGCACUCUUACAUCUCGGCGACAUUAAUGUCACUCAGACGCGUUCAGAUGCUGCUAUUGAAGAAGACGACCCUUCUAUGGCGCGAGCGAUGGAGUUUCUGGGCGUCGAUCCUGUCAACUUUAGGAAAUGGACCGUGAAGAAGCAAAUAACAACUCGGUCAGAGAAGAUCGUGACCAACUUGACUGCACCUCAGGCUGUGCAAGUGCGCGACAGCAUAACUCGUUUCGUCUACGCUUGUCUGUUUGAAUGGCUGGUGUUUUCUAUCAACGAGAGCUUAGCAGGGCGUUAUGGUGAUGCGGCGACUCGUGCAGAGACAUAUAUCGGAGUUUUGGAUAUAUAUGGAUUCGAACAUUUUGACAAGAACUCCUUUGAACAGUUCUGCAUCAACUACGCCAACGAGAAGCUCCAACAUGAGUUCAACACCUACGUCUUUAAACUGUCUCAGGACGAAUACAAGGCAGAAAAAAUCAGUUGGACGUUGAUCGAAUUCGAGGAUAACCAGUCGGCCAUUGACCUGAUGGAAGGCAAAAUUGGCAUUUUAUCGUUGCUAGACGAGGAAUCGAGGCUACCACUAGGAACCGAUGCUUCCUUCUUGCAAAAACUCAAUGCUCAACUGGACAAACCAGCGAAUAAAGCCGUCUACAAAAUGCCUAAAUUCGCCAACUCUGCGUUCACCGUCGCCCACUACGCAUUGGAUGUCACAUACCAGGUUGAUGGUUUCCUUGAAAAGAACCGCGACACUGUUCCCGAAGAGCAUCUUGCGCUGCUCACCUCCUCGAGUAAUCCAUUCCUACGAGAAGUCCUUGACGUCGCUCUGCAACACCGUGAAGGUGGUGACGAAACCCAUGCGGCUGAUAGUUCGAUUUCGAAGAUUCCGGACCCUGGUAGAACCUCGUUGGUCGCAACCACUGCUCGCAGUACCGCAGUCAAGAAGCCGACGCUAGGAUCGAUCUUCAAAAGCUCAUUGGGAACCUUGAUGGAAAUGCUUCGGAUGACCCAAGUCCACUACAUUCGUUGUAUCAAGCCAAAUCAACACAAGAAGGCUUGGGAGUUCAGCUCGUUACUCGUUCUUGCACAACUUCGUGCAUCUGGCGUCCUCGAGACAAUAAGAAUCAGCACAGCAGGCUAUCCGUCACGCUGGAAGUUUGAGGACUUUGCGCGGAGGUACCAUAUGCUCAUCAACUGGCGCGAGGGACCUUCCCUCAUCAAGCGAGAGCAAUACAAGCGUAUCUGCGUACUUGUGCUUCUCAAAGCCAAGGUCGACAAGUCUCAGCAUCAAUUUGGCGAGACCAAGCUUUUCCUGCGGACAGGUGUUCUAGCAAAUAUUGAGACGUCGCGAUCAGACAAGCUGAACGCUGUCCAAUUCUUCCAAACAAAUUUCCGAAGGAUAAUCGUGCUGCGACGACUGGCUUCAUUCCGAUCCACCGUUGUGGCUAUCCAAUCUCGUUGGCGAGGUGCGGUUGCUCGUCGUCAAUUUCGCGCUGUCAAAGAAAAGGCGAGACAGGAGGCUGAAGCAGCAAAAGCAAGGAAAGCGGCGAAGGAAAAGGCGGAGAGGGAAGCAAGACGAAAGGCUCGUGAAGCGGGUCGUAAAACUCCCGUCUCGAAUGGGACCUCGACACCCGAAAAUGGUAGUCCCGGAAAAAUACGACGCAUGUUCUCGUUUGGAAGCAAAGAAAGGUCUUCGCUGACUGUUCCGGACAUUUCAACUCCAGAAACUGGUGCUCCUGUUGGUCGGCGACCCAGCCGUCUUGAAGCUGCUGCGAAGCGACUUUCGAGACGAUCCUGGUACGAAGACACAACGCCCGCACCAGCUGUCUCGACGCCAUCAAAUCGAGCGCUGUCACCCAGUCCAAACAACUUUACGACCCCAAUCUACGACCAGUUCAUGAAAAAGCGGCCACCGUGGAACUCGAGCACGAAUAUAUCGCGCUGA